AUGAAAAUUCUCAAAGCUGCCGAACGCUUCGAAAUUCACGAAUCGACUGUUAGAAAAUACCUUAAAAGAGGUGCAGCUGCCGAACCAUCUAUGGGCCGAAAACCUGUAUUUAACAAAGCACAAGAGAAGGAGAUAUCUGAUCACUUACUAAACCUCGCAAAAUCUUUCUAUGGUUUAUGGAAGUCGGAAUUGCGUAAAAUAAUUUACGAAUAUGCGGAACGAAAUAAUAUGAAGCAUCCGUUUUGCAAUCGAUCUAAGAUGGCUGGAUAUGAUUGGGUCAACGCUUUUCUUAUGAGAAAUCCAGAACUUAGUAUCAGAAAGCCCGAGGCAACAAGCCUAAACCGCAUCUUUAACAAGACCGAAGUCGAUAGAUUUUUCAAAAACCUGGAAACUGUGCUGGAAAAAUAUCCUACCCUAACUGCUAAUGAUGUCUAUAAUGUAGAUGAGACUGGGAUAUCCACAGUCCAAAAACCAUGCCCAAUAAUAGGGCCAAAGGGUCAAAAGCAAGUGGGUAAAGCUACCAGCUGGGAGAGAGGCCGUAACAUCACCGUUGUCUGUGCAAUGGGUGCUGGUGGAAAAUACAUCCCACCUAUGUUUAUUUACCCACGUUUAAGAAUGACUCCUGCAUUAGAGAGGGGUGGUCCACCUGGAUCUCUUUAUCGUUGUUCAAAGUCUGGAUGGAUAAACGGAGGAUUUGUUUAUUGA
Molecule: messenger RNA, 705 nt
Organism: Photinus pyralis (common eastern firefly)
Lineage: Eukaryota; Metazoa; Arthropoda; Insecta; Coleoptera; Lampyridae
Exons: 1
Coding region: 1-705 (234 amino acids)
Cellular component (GO): nucleus
Molecular function (GO): DNA binding
Source: RefSeq, a predicted model, not a curated record